Molecule: messenger RNA, 1981 nt
Organism: Musa acuminata AAA Group (dessert banana)
Lineage: Eukaryota; Viridiplantae; Streptophyta; Magnoliopsida; Zingiberales; Musaceae
Exons: 14
Coding region: 205-1629 (474 amino acids)
Source: RefSeq, a predicted model, not a curated record
CAACACACCCCUCCGCACUCACAAAACGAGCGGUUAUGAACGCUGAAGACACAUCGUCCCUUCAACCCCGAUCCCUUACCGUAUCCCUCUAAACCUCUCCCCCUCCCUCGUCCUCCUGCUCCUCCUCCUUUCAGUUUUGGAAGGGGAGGAGAACUGCUCCCUCUCUCCUCCAUUUCUUCUGUCCAUCUUCCUCUCAUCCACGAGAUGGAGAUGUACGAACUCAUCAAAGGCGAAGAGGCCACGGCCGCAGCCGAGCCCGAGAGCAAGAUCAGCGUCAUCGCCGUCGCAGCCGCCGACGCGCUUCUGUCCCCGCGCAAGGCCGACAUCGAGGCCGGCGGUCCGGAGGCCCCGGCGGAGAAGGAGGCGCCGCCGGCCAACCGGAAUCGGGAGCCACGCCUCGUCUCCCUCGACGUGUUCCGGGGGCUGACCGUGGCCCUCAUGAUCUUCGUAGAUGAUGCUGGAGCAUUUUUUCCUGCAAUCACCCAUUCUCCAUGGGAUGGCAUAACCCUUGCUGAUUUUGUCAUGCCAUUUUUCUUGUUAAUAGUUGGAGUUGCACUGGCACUUACGUAUAAGAGAGUCUCAAACAAGGCCGCAGCAACCAAGAAAGCAGUACUUCGAGCAACGAAGCUCUUCGUUGUAGGCCUUAUUGUUCAAGGUGGCUAUUUCCAUAACCUUCACAGUUUGACCUAUUUUUGUCCGUUACACUAUGGAGUUGAUAUCUCGAGGAUACGAUGGAUGGGUGUACUUCAGAGAAUUGCAAUAGCCUAUCUGCUGGCUGCACUAUGUGAAAUCUGGCUUAGAAAUGAUGAUGAUGAUGAUCAUGUUAAUUCUGGAUACUGCCUAGUUAGGCGAUGCCAAUUUCAACUGUUGGUGGCUCUCAUUCUUACAACCAUUUACUUGGUUCUCCUUUAUGGUUUACAUGUUCCUGACUGGGAAUACCAGAUAGCAGUGGCAGGCUCCAAGCCUAUGACCUUUUCAGUCAAAUGUGGGGUGAGGGGUGACACAGGACCUGCUUGCAAUGCUGUGGGAAUGAUUGACCGCCAAGUCCUUGGCAUCCAGCAUCUCUAUCGACGUCCUGCUUACGAGAGAACGAAGCAAUGCAGCGUAAAUUCACCAGCUAGUGGCCCACUUGCAUCUGAUGCUCCUCCAUGGUGCCAAGCUCCUUUUGAUCCUGAAGGACUGCUCAGUUCUGUCAUGGCGAUUGUUACUUGUUUGAUCGGGUUGCAAUUCGGGCAUGUUAUCAUUCACUUCAAGGAUCACAAGGAAAGAAUUGUCCGGUGGUCGAUUCCUUCCUUCUGGAUGUUAGCCCUGGCCUUCUCCUUGGACUUUUGUGGAAUUCAUAUGAACAAGGCUUUGUACACAUUAAGUUAUACACUUGUCACUGCUGGAGCUGCAGGGAUUCUCUUUACUGGAGUGUAUGCGCUGGUUGAUGUAUGUGGCUAUAGGAAGCCAACCUUGGCCAUGGAAUGGUUGGGGAGGCAUGCACUAAUGAUCUACAUUCUCAUAGGCUGCAACAUCUUGCCAGUUUUUAUCCAGGGAUUCUACUGGAGGGAGCCUCAGAAUAAUGUUUCGAAGGUCAUCGGCAUUUGGAUUAGUCGAUGUUCAGAAGAAAGUUACCAGCUGCAUUGAUCAGCAGUAAAAUAGCACAUUUUUCAUGGUCACCAUAAGAUGAGGAUUUCAUGGAACAAACAUACAUGUACUGGAAAACCGAAGAAAGUUUGAAGCAGACAUGAAAUGAAAGAAUCAUCAAUGAAACAAGAAAGAGAACUAUACUGAUGAUAGAUAUAAUAUUCCAAGAUUUUUGCCUUUAGUUUAUAAAAGAUCAAUGGUGAAGGCAGGUCUUGGAAUUUGCUUUUUUUUCCUGCAAUGAUAGAUUUAACAUUUUUUUUUUUUUGCCAGCAAUACUCACAUAUUACUUUUUUUUCUCAUAGAAUAUUGAUUUUUUCCGAUAUUUUUUAAAUAACAAAAGUAACUUGAACUA